This is a messenger RNA of Vicia faba (fava bean), 1398 nucleotides long. The record is from the annotation of a GenBank genome assembly. NCBI's taxonomy places the organism in Eukaryota, Viridiplantae, Streptophyta, Magnoliopsida, Fabales, Fabaceae.
AUGAGACAUAGGAUUUCGUAUUUGAUGGAUGAGAUCUGGGAGAGGGCUGUGGAAACGGCGUUAGAAGGCGAGAAAGACCACGCCGCUGCUCGAACGUUAACGCUUGACGGCGCCGUUAAGUGUGUGCAAGGACGUUUACCUCCUCCGAGCCUUCUAGAGAGGUUCCAGAACCUUCAACACCUUUCUAUUGCGAACGUUGGUGUUUCUUCUCUGGAGCAGUUCCCGAGGUUGCAGAGUCUUCAGAAGUUGAACCUCUCCGACAACCGGAUCGCCGGAGGACUUGAGUAUUUGGUUCAGGCGGGGCUUGAUUCGUUGCGAGACCUCGAUCUGUCGAAUAAUAGGAUUCAAUCGAUCGAGGAUCUCGCGCCGUUGGCCGAGUUGAAGCUUGUUUCGUUGGAUCUGUAUGAGUGUGCUGUUACUCGGGUUAAGGAUUAUCGAUCUAGGGUUUUUGGCUUGAUUAAGUCGCUUAAGUUCUUGGAUAAGAUGGAUGCCGAGGAGAACGAGAGGCCUGAGUCGGAUGAUGAGGAGGAGGAGGAUGAAGAGGAGGAGGAAGAGGAGGAGGAUCCUGGGAGUGGUGAGAUUGAUGGAGGAGAGGAAGAUCGGCCGUUUGGGAUGAGUAAUGGUCACAGUGAGGGUGUUGAUGGAGUUGUUGAUGCUGAUGAGGAAGAGGAGAGUGAUGCAGAUGAGGAGGUGACUGAGAGUUCGAGAGGGAGGGUGAAUGGGUUGAACCAUCAGGAGAAUGGUUUCCAUGUUGCUCCUGCUGUGGGUGAUGACGGGGAGGAGGAAGAUGAUGAUGAGGAUUCUGGGGAAGAGAUUGACGAGGAAGAGGGUGAUGAUGAUGAUGUGGUUGUGGUUCAUGAGAUCGAUGAUAGUGAUGAUGAUGAUGACGGGGUUGAGUUUGAUGAGGAUGAUGAUGAUGACGAUGAUGAUGAGGAGGUCGAUAAUGAUGAAGGGGAUUUUGCUGAACCGGAGAGUACUUCUGGACGGUUGGUGAGUACUGAAGGUGAGAUCGAUGGGCACGAGCAAGGGGAGGAAGAUGGAGAUGAAGAUGACAACGGGGAGACUGGUGAAGAUGAGAUGGGAGUAGAAGAAGAUGACGAUGACGAUGAUGAUGUAGAGUUUGAAGAUGAAGAUGAAGAAGAAGACUAUGGUGCUGGAUAUCUUGUUCAGCCAGUUGGACAGGCUGAGGCUCUCAAUGAUGAUGCUGCUGACAUUUUCGAAGUGGAAAACGAGGAUGGUGAAGAGGAGGAGGAAGUUGACGAUGAUGACGAUGAUGUUCAGGAGGUGUUGCCUCCUGCCUCUUCACACCCCAAGAGGAAGAGGGACACUGAUGGUGAAGAUGACGAGGAAGAUGAAGAUGAAGCAGCACUCACAAAGCCAUCGAAGAAGCACCAUUGA